Ramularia collo-cygni is the source of this 873-nucleotide messenger RNA. RefSeq lists its product as uncharacterized. The transcript is spliced from 2 exons. Gene Ontology annotation, biological process: regulation of proteolysis; proteasome-mediated ubiquitin-dependent protein catabolic process. The record is from RefSeq and is a predicted model, not a curated record. The coding region runs from base 1 to 873 and encodes 290 amino acids. Gene Ontology annotation, cellular component: cytoplasm. Lineage: Eukaryota; Fungi; Ascomycota; Dothideomycetes; Mycosphaerellales; Mycosphaerellaceae. Gene Ontology annotation, molecular function: ubiquitin protein ligase binding.
AUGUCUCAAUCCACCUACGUCUCUGGUGACUUCUCCGUCGUCAAGGACUUCUACAGCGAUUGCACCAUCCAUAUCUCAGGAGGAGAAUCAUUCAGCGCUCACCGAGUUAUCUUACACCUCCACUCGCCUGUCUUCAAGGAACUGCUCAGCGAGAAGGCCGGCAAGGGAGAGGAUGGUGGUGUUGUACYCGACUUGAAAGACGAUGAUCCUGACGCUCUGCGUACGAUGCUGCACUUCUUCUACCACGGCGUCAUCGAAUUGACAUGCUCACUGCCGCUCUACGUGACUGUCUUCCAAAUUGCAAACAACUACCAGGUGUCAAACCUGAAGACCCACGCUUAUGACCAGUUCUUCAACAUCUUAUUCAACGAGUCUUGGACUGCGAACGACCUGAUCGAUGCGGCCAUCAAGUUGGAGGAUACCGUCAACGCGACCGAAGAGACUGCACGGAUGAGAGGCAAGAUCCUGGAAGCUGUCUCAAAGCGCUCAUGCGGGCUUUACAACGAUCCGUCCUUCAAGAAUUUCAUCCAGGAGUAUCCAGAAUGGGUGAUUGAUUUACUCAAGAUCUACGAUCCGGAGAGUCGGUCACUUGAUGGGGGCGAUCAGGGACCCGGUGGGAACGGGUCUGGCAAUGAUCACGAUGCAGACGAAGGGAAUCAUUGGGGUCUUGACAGCACGCACGACCAACAUAACACGAACAUCGACACGGAAAACAGCUAUGAGCCGACCACCUCAUUAUUCACCAUCCCUGGUCGUACACUGGGUGUAAACGCGGUCCCCCGUCCGGGACCCUUUUAUGGACCUGGAAUACGAGACCCACCAUCGGAUGCGUUCAAGGCACGGAGCGAGGCUAUGAAAAAGAUAUUUGAUUAG